Chara braunii is the source of this 2140-nucleotide messenger RNA. Lineage: Eukaryota; Viridiplantae; Streptophyta; Charophyceae; Charales; Characeae. The record is from the annotation of a GenBank genome assembly.
CGGCAUCGAAGAAGACGCAUCACUUCGGAAACAGCGUCUGGAAGGAUCCGGAUGUGAUGCACAUCCUUUUCAAAGGCGAGGAUCCUUACCUAUUGACUCACCCGGUGUAUGAGGGAGCUGUUGCUGAAGACGACGACGCUGCUCUCCGGAGGAAACAGAAAGUGACACCCACGGAUGUGGAGGAGAAGUCUUUCAAGUCUUUGACUUUCGUGGACAUCGGAAACCUGACUCAGAGGGGGGCUCUGUACAAGGACGGCGAGCGGAAUCCGAAUCAGUUGUGCAAUCAACUUCUUUUCUUCUGUGGUGUGGCGGAUGCCGUGCUGUUCUUGGGCAAGCCGCACGCGCAGGUGGUGUGGAGUCUGCUUCAGCAGGGAAGGCAAGUCUUGGCCGUGGAUAGGGACACAACGCAGCUCGAAUACACUGUGCAGUAUGUCACCCACGAAGUGUCGUCCAAGGCUUACCCAUGUGAUUUCCACCAUGUCGUGGUCGAGCCCGUUUAUGACUCGAACAAGGACAUGUUCUUCAAGUUGACUCCGAAGAAAAGGCGUCAGGUCUACUCCUUCCUUUACGGCGAACAACCAAGGUUGAGAUUUGACCCGCAGUACGUGGUGCGGAAGGAAGUCGCCAUUGCGGUCCUCCAGGGCUACCACGAAGCGAGUCGGGCCGGCGCUGUGAGCUUCAUUAAGAGGCUGGAAUAUGUCUUUUUUAACGAGGAUGUUGUCGAUCCGACCGACUUCACUUUGGAUAAGUACAAGUUGGCAUUCGGUGAGGAGGACGACUUCAAUAUCGAGACUGAGCAGGAGGAGAGCGUUCAGGACGACCUCUUCGAUUUGGACGAAGAAUUGACCAUCUUCAACGCCCAAAUUUCCGAGUCGCCAUCAGUAUGCAAACCGGGGACACCUCUCGCUACACCUACCUCGGGCGGUCCCACGCCCGUGUCCUCCUCAGCGCCUGUCAAGAGGGGUGGGUUGUCCCGUCUGAGGAGUUCGCCAGGGGAGCCUAUUCGUCUCACGCCUCAGCCCUCAAAUAAAUGGCUGGAAGUGUCCUCCGCGUUCUACGCCCUUCCGUCAAGCCCGUUAAUUACGCAAGUGAGUUGGGAGUUGCCUGGGGUCACCCCGCCGGCAGGAGUUGUGAAGCGCAAGUCUCGCGGAAAGGACGACGACGGGGAUGGUGAAGGCGGCGGGCAACGAGGUACCGGAGGUGGAAGCGACUCCCCGGUGAAAGCGGUCAUGUCGGCAUCAUUGGAAACUGCGGGGGCUCGGAUGAAUCCGAGCCAGGGCCCUGUGAACAUCUCCCUCCCUGAUGCAUCUUUGGAGACGACCGUGAUUCGGAUUCAUCCGAGGCACACGGACGAAGGACUUCAACUGGCAGGCGUUGAGGGUUGUCGACUACUGACGACUUUGGACAAGGACAAUUCCGCCGACGAACGGAUUGAUCUGACACUCAAGGACGUCGGGAUGGAGCUACCAGUUCAGCCGGGAUAUGACGAUCCCUUGUACUCCGCCCUUCACAACGAGGCGACGGGGGAGGACGAUCUGAAGAAGGCCUCUGACGCUGUUGGAGAUAGAUUUCUCUAUUUGAGUGACGACGACAAAGACACAGCGUACGGGGAUAAGAAGUUAAGGGGGGGAGAGGUGUUGUUGGACAUCCAUGGGACAUUGAGCCCAACACAAUACGACACAGUGGCAAUGGAGAAAACACAACCUGCCGAUGUUGUGGACGUCGACGAUCUUUGUCCGGAGACGAAUAUACCGUCUACGGUCAUCGACGCUGACAUCUCGAGCCUGUUAAGUUUCCCUGUGGGUUUGGAGCACGUCGUCGCCUCGUCGACGCACGCAGGGGUGCCAAUCGUGCUGGGACUGCCGUCGGUGGGCUCUGGUGAAGUGGUAGCUAGGCCUGGUAAGCACUGACUUUCUCUGCUUUCUUCCCGCUCGUCAGCCCGUUCGUGAAGUGUUGUUUGCUUCAUCGAUUUCGGGGAGGUGUAUAGGUGGCCGCCAACUGGAUUGUGACGAUGUGCUUCGUGAGGUGCUGUUUGCUUGGUUGCUCUUGCGAACUUGUGUUGUUGAUCUCCUGCUGAACUGUCUGGGUGGCUAUUUCUUGUACAGGUCGACGAACUCGUGGAUAAACACCCAUGUCGCAG